Molecule: messenger RNA, 4901 nt
Organism: Anopheles moucheti
Lineage: Eukaryota; Metazoa; Arthropoda; Insecta; Diptera; Culicidae
Gene: Fancm
Product: Fanconi anemia group M protein homolog
Exons: 5
Coding region: 1-4698 (1565 amino acids)
Biological process (GO): interstrand cross-link repair; double-strand break repair via synthesis-dependent strand annealing; replication fork reversal
Molecular function (GO): four-way junction helicase activity; ATP binding; four-way junction DNA binding
Source: RefSeq, a predicted model, not a curated record
AUGGCUCAAAACAUAUCGAACGAUUCACUGGAUGAUAUUGAAAACAGAUCAGAUGUCCUGAACCAAACCCGCUACUCGUUGCAGGAUGCGUUCGCACUGCGCAACGAUCCGUUCGAACUAAACGAUGUAGAACUGCUGGACACGAGUGUGACGGACCUAAUGGACGAUCCGUAUCGAAUGAAGCUGCGACGGAAUAGCAACUGCGACGGAUUCGACCAAAGCCUCGGCGACAGCUGGAUCUAUCCGGCCAACUAUCCGAUGAGGCGGUAUCAGUUCGCUAUCACGGAAGCAGCACUGUUUAAAAAUACACUAGUGGUGUUACCGACUGGACUGGGCAAAACAUUUAUAGCUGCAGUCGUGAUGUACAACAUAUAUCGAUGGUAUCCUACCGGUAAGGUGAUUUUCAUGGCACCGACCCGUCCGCUCGUCAGUCAGCAAAUUGAGGCGUGCUAUAGGAUUAUGGGCAUACCCCGAUCAGACACGGCGGAGGUGACCGGGAAACAGCCACGUCACAACCGUUCCACGCUUUGGCAAACGAAACGCGUGUUCUACGCCACUCCGCAGGUCGUACAGGCGGAUCUGGAAUCGUCCGAGCAAAUAUUACCUGUUGAGCAGGUCCGGUUAGUCGUGAUCGACGAAGCACACAAGGCAAAGGGACGUUACGCAUACGCGAACGUGAUACAGCGCAUUGCAGAACACAACCCAAACUUUCGAGUGUUGGCAUUGUCCGCAACACCCGGCCGCACGCUGGAGGACGUUGCUGAAGUGAUCAAGAAUCUUCUUAUCUCGCACGUUGAAGUGCGCUGGGAAAAUUCGAUCGACGUGUUGCCGUACGUGUUCCGGAAAGACGUUCGUACUAUCGUAAUACCGCUCGGGCAGACGAUAGCUAGCGUGCGGAGGGAACUGCAACGGUUAGUCAAUCCCUAUCUGCAGCGUUUGCUCGAAUCGAACGUUUUCACACAUUAUCCUGGCACCAUUACGCCCGGUAUGCUCAUUAUGAGACAGAAACAGUAUCGGGGAAAUGCGCUCCUUCAGCGGCAUCCUAACCAUAGUGUCAUUAUUGCUGAUUUCGGUGUUUGCAUUAGCAUGUACCAUGCGAUGGAUUUGCUCGUUAAGCACGGAAUAAGGACGUUUCUUAAUUUUUUCGACGAUAAUGGGGGAACGAACGGGCAGGAGAAAUAUUUCGUCGCAAAGGACCGACAAAUCAAGACCUUUUUAGACCAGCUACGGGAGCAGUUUCAGCAUCGCGAACGGCAGCAAAGUGCGAAUGAUUCGGGUAUUAUAACCGGUAACGAUGACAUCGAUUUCGGACACCCCAAGUAUCGCAUACUGGAACAGCAGUUGAUGACAUUUUUCAAAGAGUUCCCGGACUCGAAGUCGAUAGUAUUUUGCGAGUUUCGCGAUUCGGUUGCUAUGAUCAAACGAAUGCUAAGCAACAAUCAACCGUUAAUACGACCAAACUGCAUUGUUGGGCAAAGUAGAGCCAGCGGUGUUCGAGUGGCACAACAUGAACAGAUUGACGUUAUGCGCCACUUCCGUUCGGGUACUUACAACACCCUUAUCGCAACGUGUGUCGCCGAGGAGGGUAUCGAUGUUGGUGAGGUAGAUCUGAUAGUGUGCUUUGACAUUGCUAAAAAUCCUAUGCGAUUCGUGCAAAGAAUUGGUCGUACGGGACGGCAACGAGUCGGGCGGGUGUUAAUGCUUGUGACCGAGGGCGAGGAACACGACACCCUAAAGCAUGUACUUGCGUCAAAGGACAAAACGAACCAACAGCUGGCCCGCAGCAAAGACAUCCUUCGUAUCCUUUACCCACAUUCGCCCCGUCUGGUACCGCCCGGGUUACAACCCAAAUGCGUAACAAUGUACAUGAACAUCCCGGAUGAGCAAGCAACGGUACGACAAGUGCGUUCGGAUUCAUCCGACGGAGAAGGUCACAGCGCCAACAUUAAGAGCGGUCGAAAGAGGAAAAAAACCAAACGACUGAAUGAUGCGAACGAAGCGAUAGAACCGUCAUCAAAGCGAAACAAACGCACCACGAGAACGAGGGAUGUAAGAGAUUUUUUUACGCGACAACGAACUGACCCAACGGAUCCGCUAGAUGCUAGGGAGAGGGACAUAUUUGCGGUGGAAUCGCCUAUCCGGGGAAACAAAGAUGGUUUGAUGGAUCGAUCGCAUAUCGUGAAUACAUCCAUACCGAUCGAUCAUACGAUUCGCUUGGGUCGCACAGACACUCAAGUAGCUAUCGACACACUUUUACAGCCCCUGGUGCAGCAUUACAGGAAAUUAUGCCGGCAUAAAUUCCUUUACCGCCAGAAGCUGCUAGACACACCCAAGCUGGCAAGAAUAGAACUUCAUGAAGCGUCCAGGAACGUGCCUGUGCAGGACGAUCUGCUUGAUCUUCCAGAGUUGGUUCCGCACGGGAUGGUACGUGCCGAUGCUAGUCAAGCUGCUGAAGAGUGCUUUAUAGUAGACAAGUCCAUCUCAAAUCUGUUUGAUUCGUCGCUUUGUCUGAUGGAGACUACGUCUAAUGUCACGUGUCCGCAGGAAAGUCCAACUAUACCACCGAAAGCAUCUGCAAUCGUGAGUGGGAAGAAAUCACGCGUAUCAACGCUGAAAAAACUCAAAAAACAAUCCACCUCACCGAAGGAUUUAUCCAAUAGUCCACUUCUGUUGGCAUUUAAUCGUUCGGUGCAAAAAAGAAUAAAUUCCGAUUCGCUUGAAACACCGGCACGCAGUAACCGCAAUGUUGUUCCAUCAGAAAUACUGCAAGGGCAAAGAUGCAGCGUUUCACAACGUAUAGUUUUGGAAUACUUUCAUCUGAAAAGUUUGGAUGAUAUAUUUGAAGACGAUUCCCUCGAUUGGUCGGUACCGGAAACAGAUGCUGCAGUUAACGAAGGACAGCAAAGCGGCGAAAGGCUUAAAGGAACAUCCAUCAGUAGGAAACUUUUCGGUUCGGAACAUAAAACCGAACAAACAACAAACAAGGUAGCAGAGAUAUUUGUGCCGAAGGAAGACACGUAUGUUUGCAAGCAGCCGAUUCUCGAAAUUACGUCGGAUAUACAGCAUAAAACAUCUACUGACCGUAGGUUGGAAAGCUGCAGUAAUGUAAGCAUGAAAAAUUUUGACCUGGGUACGGCAGAGCUGAUUUUUCAAGAUGAUAGCACCAGCGAUAGGUAUGAUAGCCCCACGUCGUUCAAGUCUACUUUCAUCGAUCUACCGCAAUCUCAAACUAGCGCCUUAAAAAAGGCGAGUUUGUGCACGCAAAAGCAUACAGUCAGUGACACCAUUAGCAAAGACGCAAUGUACUGUCUUCCAGGCAAAUCGCCAUAUUUUGUUGCUUCUUUGGCGAAAAUUACCCCUGCGGGCAAGGCGAAAAAUGAGAAUAAAUCGCUUGAUAUAAGUGAACCGAUGGAUAUGGGAUCGGUGAGUAGUACGAAUAAUCAUUCCUGGGUUGAGGAAGUAGGCAUGAAUGACAGUAUUAUCGGACAGAAGACUAGGCCAGCCAGAAUCGAUUCCAGCUCGGAAAGCUUGUUUGACGAUCAACCUAACAAUGCUAUUCGACGUUUAAUUGGCUCUUCGAUAAGAGACGAGGAGAAAAACGAUGACGUUUUCUGCCAUGCUCCUGAGGUACGCUCGUCAAAUCAGUACAAAAAACAGUACAUGGAUAUGGGAUCUCGGAGGAGUAUCAAUAAUAAUUCCUGGGUUGAUGAGGUAGGCAUGAAUGAAAGUAUUAUCGGGCAGAAGACUAGGCCAGCCAGAAUCGAAUCCAGCUCGGAGAGCUUGUUUGACGAUCAACCUAACGAUGCUAUUCACCGUCCAAUUGGCUCUUCGAUAAGAGACGAGGAGAAAAAUGAUGACGUUUUCCGCCAUGCUCCUGAGGUACGCUCGUCAAAUCAGUACAAAAAACAGUACAUGGAUAUGGGAUCUGGGAGGAGUAUCAAUAAUAAUUCCUGGGUUGAUGAGGUAGGCAUGAAUGAAAGUAUUAUCGGGCAGAAGACUAGGCCAGCCAGAAUCGAAUCCAGCUCGGAGAGCUUGUUUGACGAUCAACCUAACGAUGCUAUUCACCGUCCAAUUGGCUCUUCGAUAAGAGACGAGGAGAAAAAUGAUGACGUUUUCCGCCAUGCUCCUGAGGUAUGCUCGUCAAAUCAGUACAAAAAACAAUUGAACCGCGGCCAAAAUAAUAUAAAAAAAGGCAAACGGCUGGGUCGUGGCUUCCUACUAACCCAAGCCGCAGUAUCAGACGACGACGGCGACGAUGAAUCCGGUGACGAAAGCGAUGGCAUAAAUUCAUUAGCAAGCUUUGUAACCUCAUCAGACGAUGAGCGGUGUACGGGGGACAUGAGAGCGGUUUAUCUACAGUCGGUGCGCAGUCCAUUGGCUAGCCGUGGUCGCUUCAAAAUACCGCCCAAUGCGUUAAACACUCGGGACCGGUUACCGGUGCUGAACGACACGGAUGCAUACCACAGCGUAGAGGACAGCUGCGCGAUGGAUGAAAAAGAUACGGAAUUAUGCUCCUUUGUCGACGACAACAUUAUUAAAAACUCAGACACGGAACUUUCCGAGCUUGAGAUAGCCGAACGUAUACUCAAGGAGCGCCGCCGACGGAAACGGCAGGCUCGUUGUUCGGGUGAGAACAUUUUGACAGGAACGAAGAAACGACGGCGUGUUAUUCAGAUGAUAUCCUCCGAUUCCGACUGAUAGUCUGUAAGAAAGAUGCAAAAUACUAAAGAAGAAGAAAGAUGCGAAAGCAAGAUGCGAAACUAAUUUUAAUCUGUUGCAUUUCUUUAACGCGUUAUAAGCUGAUCAGUAGAACAGAUCAGUGAAGCUGAUCAGCAGAGGUGUCUCUCAGAGGUCCUAUAGGUAAGGGUUGAAAGACGAUAAGAAUUGGAGAGCCAAAUUGC